UCCCAUCUUUCACAGCAAAACAGACGCUACACAUUACUGACUUUAUACCAGAGCAUCAAGAGCAAAAGCCAUCCCAACAUUUACAGAACUACAAAGCUGAGGAAACAGCUGAAUGAUGAGUGCUACUCAGAGUCAAACACUGGUGUCCAGACUGAAGGCCCUGCAGUGCCACUUCACCUGGGAUCUUGACCUCAGCAGGUCCUUACUUUUACGUUGUAGGGACAACUUGUUAGACAUUGGCACCGUGAAUGGAAACAGAUGGCUGGGUCACAUCUACAACCUGCGGGGGUUCAUUCAGUACAGGCUGGGCUUCAGUGAAGACGCCCAAAGUUUCUACAACAAGGCUACAGAGCCCUUCAAUAACAUGAGAAACGCAGAUGAGGGCCCCUGGUUAGUGGUGAACUACGGGAACCUGGCUUGGCUGCACCACUCCCUGGGAAACCAAGCAGAGAGCGAGGCCUACCUGUCAAAGGUCAACGCCCUCAAUAGAAAAUACCCAUCUCCAUCCCAGGAGGAGCUCCACCCAGAGACCUACGCUGAAAAAGCCUAUGCGCUGAUGAUGGUCAGUGGAGACAAAAUACAUGUUGUAGAUUACUUCCAGAGAGCCAUCGAGAUGCAGCCAGGCAUACGAGAGUGGAACACUAGCCAUGCCUUAGCCUUAAUGUAUGCUUCUAUGCACAGCAGCACAGGGCUGGAAGAUGACAUCUUGGAGAAAAUGAGAUUUGCUCAAGAACAGGAUCCAGAGAACUUGUACUUUGCUGCUCACUACCUUGAUCAACGUGCUCAGAGAGGAGAAAGAAUAGAAGAUGAAGCACGUGAGUUAGCCACAAAGGUUUUGAGAAGUCCUGUCAGCAGCUACAGUGGUUUAAAACCAUUGCUAUGGGUUUACAGAAAGUAUAUAUCUGUUGAUGAGGCCAUUGAUUUGGCAGAGAAGGCUCUGAAGAACCAUCCAGAUGAGCGUUAUCUGAAGAGAUGUGUUACACUCUGCUACAAAUGGAAGAUCAUUUUUUUCGGGGAAAGUCACCCAGAGAAAAGCAUGAUAGACAGAGCAAUCCUUCUCCUUGAGGAGGUGAUUGCUCUUUACCCUGAUUCCUCACUUAUGAAGAAAAUAGACCUUGCUCAGAUAUACGCACUGUCACAUGAUGGUCAGGCUAAAGCUGAUCAGAAAUAUCAGGAACUGCUGGAAAGGGAUUUAGAACUUGCAGACAAACAAAUGCUUUACAACAAGUAUGCAAAUUAUUUAAAUUUCCAAAAACACAAUAUCAACAUGUCAAUACAAUAUCACAUGAAGGCGGCAGCGAUACCACAACAAUCCUUCUUUCGUGAGGCCAGCAUCAAAGUUCUGGAGAAGAUUAGAGACAGACACAGGGACAGCAUGUGCGGAGAAAUAAUAGAUUUUCUGGCAAACCUGCAAGAGCCGUAGUGUUCUAAACAGCAAUGGUUUGAAAUCCAAGAAGAAGAUAUUGUAUUAGUAAAAAUAAUCUGUACAUCCUCAUAAAUUGAUUGGCUGUAAAUAAGAAAAAACAUUGUUUUUCUUCUAUUGGUCGGGUAGUACACAAGGCAGCAACACCCAUACUCUGAAAAUGUUACAUACAUUUUCUAUAUUGGUUUUAGACUUUUAUCGUUAAAACUGACCUAAAUGUGUUAUAUUUUGAACUGUCUCAUUGGCAGGUUUCAACUAUGUUUUACACUUUAGUAGCAGACAAACGCUAUUUAGAAUAACAAUUAGCUGAGCACUGUUUUUAGGCUGUUUCUUAGUUGUUAAAUACAAAAACUAUGAAAUAUACAGAAUGUUUGCUAAUAAACUCUUUGUAAACUCAAACCUUUUAAGCUACAACCAAAACAUUUGGAUACUUUUAAAGAAGCAAAAAUGAAAUCAAAAUCAAAUUAUUUUUUUUUUAAGUGUUUAUUGAUGAAUUUUGGCUGUAACUUUAAAUUAUUUCGAAGAUUUGGAAUUUUGGAAUUAAAACGUUUGAACCCAAUUGUUAAUUAAUUUACUUGUUAUUGAAAAUUGUAUUGGAGGCAUAUGUAAAUAAUAUAUCAUUAUCAAAUAUAUGUUUUUAGAUUUGCACAUGUCCUUCUAGUUAUAUGGUGAACGGUGAAAACUGAAAUCACAGCUGUACUUGUAUUAUGUGUUGUUUUAUCUUAACUUUACUGUAAAUAAAAUCCCCGAAGCAUCAA
Molecule: messenger RNA, 2181 nt
Organism: Trematomus bernacchii (emerald rockcod)
Lineage: Eukaryota; Metazoa; Chordata; Actinopteri; Perciformes; Nototheniidae
Product: interferon-induced protein with tetratricopeptide repeats 2-like
Exons: 2
Coding region: 113-1423 (436 amino acids)
Biological process (GO): defense response to virus
Cellular component (GO): cytosol
Molecular function (GO): protein binding
Source: RefSeq, a predicted model, not a curated record